AUGGUGGAUCAAUACAGUGAGAAGGAUCAGCCAAAGAAAGUUGCUGACAGGUACCUGAAGCAAGAAGUUCUUGGCCAAGAAACUGACUUUGUUUUUCUUGGCCCAAACUUGCAGAACGGACAAACUGUAGCGAUCAAGAAGAUAAGACUUGGUAAAGAGAAAGAAGGUGUGAACAUAACAGCUCUAAGAGAAAUCAAAUUACUCAAAGAGCUUAAACAUCCUCAUAUUAUCGAGUUGGUUGAUGCCUUUCCUCACAAGGAGAACUUGCACCUUGUGUUUGAGUUCAUGGAGACUGACCUCGAAGCAGUCAUCCGAGAUCCUAAUCUCUUUCUCUCCCCUGCUGACGUCAAAUCGUACCUCCAAAUGACAUUGAAAGGUCUUGAGUAUUGCCAUGACAAAUGUGUUUUGCACAGAGAUAUGAAGCCGAACAACUUGUUGAUAGGACCCAGUGGACAACUAAAACUCGCAGACUUUGGGUUAGCACGUAUAUUUGGUAGUCCAGGUCGUAAGUUUACUCACCAGGUCUUUACUAGAUGGUAUAGAGCACCUGAGCUUCUGUUUGGUUCCAAACACUAUGGUUCUGCUGUUGAUGUUUGGGCUGUUGGCUGUAUAUUCGCCGAGCUUCUGUUACGCAGACCUUUUCUUCAGGGGAAAAGUGAUAUUGAUCAGUUAAGUAAAAUCUUUGCUGCCUUUGGGACUCCUAAAGAAGAUCAGUGGCCAGAUAUGUUGUCUCUUCCUGAUUAUGUAGAGUAUCAGUAUGUCCCUGGGGCGUCUCUACGUUCUUUAUUCCCAAUGGUUAGUGAGGAUGGUCUUGAUUUGUUGUCAAAGAUGUUCACCUAUGACCCCAAAUCUAGAAUAACGAUUCAGCAAGCUUUACAACACAGGUACUUCACAUCUGCACCUUCUCCUACCGACCCAUUAAAGCUACCAAGAGCGGUUCACAAGAAGGAAGUUAAAUCAUCUGAGAGUAAACUCAAAACUAUUACGGUGUUGUCACCAGCACAUAAGCUUAGAAGAGUGAUGCCUGACCGAGGAAAGAGUACGGAUGUCAUGAAACAAGCUAGCCAUGAUGGACAAGCACCUAUGUCUUUAGAUUUCACCAUACUAGCUGAGCGGCCACCAAACCGACUAACCAUCACCAGUGCGGAUAGAUCUAAUCUGAAGAGGAAACUCGAUCUUGAGUUCAUGUAGGAUAUAACGGAACAGGCGGCUUUCUUCAUGUCAUAUUACUACUAGUGAUGAUGAACAUGGCGAAUCAUUCUUUUGGUUUACUAUAAACACACAAAGCAGAGAAACAUUAAUUGACAGAUGAUGAUGAUUAACUAAUCAUCAUGUACACCCAUCAUUAAUAAUAAACUAUAUGCUUUUAGCCUCCGUUUAGAUGUGACUUAAAAAGAGAGUUCCCACACUUCAUUUAGUACGGAGCUCUUAGCGGAAUAUAAGAACCCGACUCUUAAUUUUUAACUGAAAAUGCUAAGAAUCGGCUCUUAAAUAAGAGAUUUAAGAGCCGAUUCUUAACUUUUUCAGUUAAAAGUUAAGAAUCGGGUUCUUAUAUUCUGCUAAGAACCAUGUACUAAGAACCAGUUGCUCAUAAUAUAUAUAUAUAUAUUUUUUUUUUGUGACCGCUCAUAAUAUAAUUGA
Molecule: messenger RNA, 1641 nt
Organism: Brassica napus (rape)
Lineage: Eukaryota; Viridiplantae; Streptophyta; Magnoliopsida; Brassicales; Brassicaceae
Product: cyclin-dependent kinase D-1-like
Exons: 6
Coding region: 1-1191 (396 amino acids)
Biological process (GO): protein phosphorylation; positive regulation of transcription by RNA polymerase II
Cellular component (GO): cytoplasm; transcription factor TFIIH holo complex; nucleus
Molecular function (GO): cyclin-dependent protein serine/threonine kinase activity; ATP binding; RNA polymerase II CTD heptapeptide repeat kinase activity
Source: RefSeq, a predicted model, not a curated record